Messenger RNA from Meira miltonrushii, 973 nucleotides. RefSeq lists its product as uncharacterized. Lineage: Eukaryota; Fungi; Basidiomycota; Exobasidiomycetes; Exobasidiales; Brachybasidiaceae. The record is from RefSeq and is a predicted model, not a curated record. The transcript has a single exon. Bases 202 to 861 code for a protein of 219 amino acids.
GAAGUAACUCUUCUACACACUCCAAUAAGCAGCAGAAGGGAAAACAAAGUACAUACAUUGCCUAUUGUGACGCAAAGUUUAGAUUUACUUUUUAUUCUUUAAGUUUCUUUCCUUUUUCUCUCUCCAACACCAUCAACGUUCAAGCCUGACCUUUCCCGAUAAACUUCUCUUGUCACCUAACCGACCUCAAACGCUGCUACAAUGAUGCCAAUGAACACCUCAAAGCUCAACGCAGCAGGUUUAACACCUGAUCAUUCACUCGUCCUACCCGAAAGAGAAACAAAUGUGGACGAAGUAGCAAUCUUGGAAGCAUUGACAGAAUUAUAUUGUGGAAAAAUUCAAUCAAACACUCUAAGUGUAUUUUCACCACAUGUUGUUUUCACAAUGCCAAAUGGAGAUGUGGUUGUUGGACCAAAUGCGAUCGAAAAGAAGUUUAACAGUAACAACAACCAGAUCAAGGUUCAACAAAGACUGUUACGUACUCCUGAAUCAUUGCCUGCCCGUACGAUGUGCAUCGAUCAAUUGAUCAACGUUACAGAACAAGAAGGAAACCCAGCAAACAGUAUUCGCAAUUUAAUCGUGAUCAAACGAAGAGCAACAGACGGUUUAAUCACAAGCAUUACCGAAGAAGAAGGUCAUCGAAGAGCAACUGCUCCUUUAGCAGCCCGUGCGGCAUCGGGAAAUAACUUUUAUUCACCAACGGAUAAUAUGCUUUCUCCUUGUACGUCAAAACUUAAUUUGGCAAAAAAGAAACAUCAUUUUAAAGGUAAACCAACAACUUUGUUCGCUUCUACUUUGGCAAACAGUAGUCCAAAAGUAUCAUCAAAAGAAAAUCAAGCUUUAGCCGAUUCUUCUUUUUGAGAAGCUUGUUCGCUUUUGGUUUCCUUUUUCGUGCCUCUUUUCUCUUAUUGCAUCUUUGUAUAUCAUCUUUCAUUUUCUCUCCCCAUCAUUCAAUACAGCUUCAGGCAGAUAA